This is a messenger RNA of Engraulis encrasicolus (European anchovy), 1110 nucleotides long. RefSeq names its product P2Y purinoceptor 13-like. Gene Ontology annotation, cellular component: membrane. The transcript is spliced from 2 exons. Gene Ontology annotation, biological process: negative regulation of adenylate cyclase activity; G protein-coupled receptor signaling pathway. Gene Ontology annotation, molecular function: G protein-coupled purinergic nucleotide receptor activity. The coding region runs from base 42 to 1055 and encodes 337 amino acids. The record is from RefSeq and is a predicted model, not a curated record. NCBI's taxonomy places the organism in Eukaryota, Metazoa, Chordata, Actinopteri, Clupeiformes, Engraulidae.
UCCUCGAGCAAAGCAGACCACUAGACGGAUUCCAGAAGACAAUGAACAUCAGCCAGAGCACAUCAGGUAUGGCCUCCAUACCUUCUCCUCUUCUGGACUGUGGGAUAGACCUUGACGCCAUCAACAUUGUGGUUAGAUACUCCUACUUUGUUUUGUUUGUUCCUUCGUUUCUGCUCAACAUCAUGGCAGCCUGGAUCUCCUGGAACAUCAACACCAAGUCCUCCUUCAUCGUGUACCUGAAGAACCUGGUUGCAGCCGACCUUCUCAUGACCCUGCUGAUGCCACUCAGGGGCGCUGACAAACUUCCUGGGUCAUCGCUGGCACUGCGGGCGUUUAACUGCAAGUUUGGAAGUGUGUUUUUCUACCUCUGCAUGUACGUCAGCAUUGUCCUGAUGGGAGUCAUCAGCCUGGACCGCUUCUUCAAGAUCGUCCAGCCCGGUGGGAAGCUGCUCGGCCAAAGCGCUCGAUUUGGGAAGGUGGUUUCCGCAGUGGUCUGGAUAUUCCUGCUCGUCACAACGACCAUACCCACCAUUGCCCUCACCAACGAAAAGCCAGGGAACAACAUCACUUCUGCUGAGCUGUGUAUGGCCAUGAAGAGCAGUCGCGGGAAAGCCCUGCAUCAUGGAGUCAUCAUGUUCUGCAAUGUGAUUUUCCUUGUCGUCUUGGUGGUGAUUGCGUUCUGCUACACGUGCAUUGCGAAGCGGGUCAUCGACUCUUAUCGAAACUCGGGUAGCAAGAACGUUGAGGGGAAAAGGAAAAUCAAAGCCCGGGUGUUCAUCGUGUUGGUGGUCUUCCUGGUGUGUUUUGCUCCUUACCACAUCACCCGUUUCCUUUAUGUCAAAAAGCAGGUGGAGAACAAGAUCAACUGCAAGUGGGCCGCACUCAAAGCUGCCAAAGGAUUCACCCUGUUGCUCUCCAUCACCAAUGUGUGUCAGGAUCCACUCAUCUACUUCUUACUGUGCAAAGCCUUUCGGAAGAAACUAUACGAGAUCAAACAGUUUAGAAAGUGGUUCAAGCCCACGUCCCAGGUCAGCAGUGAGGACACCUCUUUUUGAAAAAAAGUGGAAUUGACUGAUCUCUGGUUAUUGAUCUCUUGUGUUGCAGUGCUUG